GAACUAUUACAUAAUUAUACGAUAUCGUCUGCUUAAGAAAAGAUGGUAGUCUGAAAACUUAUUGAUUACUUCACUUGCGUGCUCUACUGCAGAAUCAACUGCAUUCACAUUAACUUUUGUGAAAUAUUGACUGUGAGAUUGCUAAAUUCAUGCGUAUGGUGACCCAAAGGUUGUGUCAAGUCCUUUGCAGAUGGAAGUCCGGUAGGCCUUUGGGAUUGCCGAUUACCCACCAUGGUGACUAUGUAUGCAAACUACCACCAAAUCAUCGUUUUCCUAUGUGCAAAUUCACCAAAGUGUACAACUACUUACUGCAUGAUGGCAUCAUCAAGCCAGACCAGGUUGCCAUGCCAACAAUGGUUACCAUGGAGAUAGCAAAGUCUGUCCACACCUCAGAGUACAUCAACAGAUUUUUCAGUGGGAGAACAAGUGAGAAAGAGCAGCGAAGAACUGGGUUUAUGUGGACAGAGGGUUUAGUAAAGAGAUGUCGUAUGGAAACAGGAGGAUCUGUUCUGGCUGCUGACAUAGCACUGUCCACGGGCCUAGCAUGCAGCACUGCAGGGGGUACCCAUCAUGCCUUUCCAGAGUUCGGCUCAGGGUUUUGCCUGAUCAAUGACUUGGCUGUGGCAGCAAGACAAGUUCAGCUGAGCGGAAAAGCAUCCAAAGUUCUUAUCCUUGAUCUGGAUGUUCAUCAGGGUGACGGGACUGCCUUUAUUUUCCAAAAUGACCCAGAUGUCUUUACUUUCUCCAUCCAUUGUGGCAAGAACUUCCCUUUCCGAAAGGAGAAGAGUGACUUGGACAUUAGUGUGCAACCCAGACUGAAAGACAAGCAAUACCUGUCUAUUGUCAAGGAGCAGUUACCAUGGAUACUGGAUAGUUUUAGGCCAGAUCUUGUUUUGUACGAUGCUGGGGUGGAUCCUCAUGAAAACGACGACCUGGGAAUGUUAUCGUUGACUGAUCAAGGUUUAUAUGAUCGGGAUUUCUGGGUCAUCAAUCAUAUUUUCCGUGGUAUUCCCUGUGCAUGCGUCAUUGGUGGUGGAUACUCCAAGGAUAUUGAUGCAUUAGCAAUACGUCACACAAUAGUUCAUCGAGCAGCGGCUAAGGUCUGGGAAGAGAGGAGACUUUGAUGACAGUUGACGUCCGCAGAUGUUCUUCAUUUUUACUAGAUAUCUCAUCAUGGAAUCAAUGACAAUUGGAUCUUACUGAAGGCAUCCUCAGGUUAUCACUUAUCAGGUUAUUACUUGUGUAAAACUGUGUGGCACAUUCAGUUGUGAACAAUGAAAACCUUUAGAACACUUUGCAUACGUAUAUUUAUUUUACUCCAAGAACUUUCAAAAAUCAUGAUAAUAGUGUCACUAUUUUUAUGUAAAGACAUUUGUUAUUGCAAAGCCCAUUAAAAUGGGAAUUGUUCAAAAAGCAAACCUGUGCUUGCUUCAUUUUGACAAUUGUUUUGUUCAUAGUCACAGCAGUCACUAAUCUGAUCUCAUUGGCCCUGGUUCGAAUCCCACCUUGUACACCGUGUGGAGUGAUACUUAAUGAGUGAAAAAAAGGUGGGGAUGUUACAGGUUAAUUUGAUGAUGGGAAAUAACAUGAAACUAAAAAUAAUCCAAUUAAACUAACCAAACCAAAUAAGUUUGAAUGCACUGUCCCAAUUGAGAUUUAUUUCAAGUUGCACAUACCCUGGAAUUAAACAUUCCUCCAAAACAUUUUACAACAAAUGGGACUAUAAAAACAAACAUUUGGUUUUGUCAGUGAUGGAAAUUUGAACACAUAUCAUAUUUUAAUAUUUAAUAGGUUUGACCCAGUAUAGAUUUGCAGUGACUUAUAUUAACAACUUUACAUCAUUUCUUCUCAUCCAUGUACCACUCAGUUUAUAUCACAACAAUUUAACUUUGCAUUAAUAAAUCAAUAAUUUAAAUCUGUAAAUAAUUAUUCAGUAGUCAAAUAAAUAAUCGUUCUGUUUCGUGUCUUA
Messenger RNA from Patiria miniata (bat star), 1969 nucleotides. RefSeq lists its product as uncharacterized. Lineage: Eukaryota; Metazoa; Echinodermata; Asteroidea; Valvatida; Asterinidae. The record is from RefSeq and is a predicted model, not a curated record. Gene Ontology annotation, molecular function: histone deacetylase activity.